Molecule: messenger RNA, 762 nt
Organism: Vanrija pseudolonga
Lineage: Eukaryota; Fungi; Basidiomycota; Tremellomycetes; Trichosporonales; Trichosporonaceae
Product: UPF0641 membrane protein
Exons: 5
Coding region: 35-748 (237 amino acids)
Cellular component (GO): endomembrane system; membrane
Source: RefSeq, a predicted model, not a curated record
CACCCCUCGUCGCUCCACACCAUCACUCACCACAAUGGCGCGCACUGACCCCGCCCCAUCGCCGGUCCCGGCGCUCAACGUCCCCCGCCUCCUGUUCCACAGCGCAGUGACGGGCACCAUGGUGUCGGCGUAUGUGUCGCUCCAGCGCCUGACGGGGGAGCUGCGUGCUGCCGCCGGCGUCGAGGAGGAGUACGGAGGCCAGUACCAGUUCCUCACGAUCCUAGGCCUCAUCAUCACCGUGUGGACGUUCGCGCUCAGCGCCGCCGAGGACAUUGUGCCGCUGCAUUUCCUCCACGCCACCAAGCGCGUGUUUGCGCUCGCUGCGCUGCCGGUCGAGAUCACCAUCUCGGCCAUCUACUGGCCCCUCAUCCUCCUCGCCCCGUCACUCAUGCUCCCGCCCAAACUCGACGCCGAGGUCGGGCCGGACGGCGCGCCGCCCGCACUCUUCUGGAUCCCGCUGUGGAUGGACCUGGGGCUGCAUGCUGUCCCUGCGCUGUCGCUGAUCAUCGACUUCUUCUUCCUCGAGAAGAAGUACCGCCCGCCCACGUCGACGCGCACCGCGGCCCUCCUCGCCGCCGGCCUGGGCACAGCGUACGCGCUGUGGGCCGAGCACUGCAACACGCAAAACGGCCACUUUGCCUACCCCUUCCUCGACGUCAUGGACGGCACAGGCCGCGCGCUGACAUAUACCGGCGCCGUGGGCUUUGCCUUUGUCGUCUUCCAGGGCCUCAACGCGCUGCACAAGUGAUGCUCUGAUCAGCG